AUGAGAGCCCUUACAUCUUCGCGGAUGAGCACAUCGUUGCCGGCUACUCCACCCGCGGCCGAGACCACUACGCCCCACCCUUCUACGACGCCUUCUCCAGCGCACCCCGUGUCUCCCAUUGUGGCGCUGACACAUACUGCAACGUCUGGCUACCCGUCACCCGCGUCACACCAUCUCCUGCCGUAUCAUCGCCCGAUGCCGUCUCUGUCUCCGCCCUUCCUCGGAGUACAAGAUCGCCAACAACUGAGCUCGGAGGCACUAUCUCCAACGGCAGUGCAGCCUGUGGAGCCGGUCGUCGUUGGGUCCACUACAUCGAGACCAGUUCCUCUGUUUAAGACGCCAGGACCUGCUUCCUCAAGAUUCGCGCUGGUUUCACCUCUAGCAGGCGCAAUGACACGUCCUGGCAACAAAACAUUUGCCGAGGCCGUCAGCAGCUGUUCGCCUGCCACCUCAUCUCCUGUGCCUUCUGUCAAGAUCGAUUCUGUUUUUUUAGGGGCGCCUCGUCCGGCCGACGAACAAAAUUGA
Messenger RNA from Homalodisca vitripennis (glassy-winged sharpshooter), 525 nucleotides. RefSeq names its product anti-sigma-I factor RsgI2-like. The coding region runs from base 1 to 525 and encodes 174 amino acids. The transcript has 2 exons. Lineage: Eukaryota; Metazoa; Arthropoda; Insecta; Hemiptera; Cicadellidae. The record is from RefSeq and is a predicted model, not a curated record.